UGUGGACCUGUGCCCCGUCCGUUCUGGGAGGCGGGAGGGAUAGAAAGUCCCUCACCUCUCAGCCUUUCUGAGCGGAGACUGGUAUUUCUUCUAAAGGGUGAGGUGGCUUUGACCCCGGGUUGCCCGGCCAGCACGACCGAGGUGGUGGCUGGACAGCUGGAGGAUGAACGGAGAAGCCGACUGCCCCACAGACCUGGAAAUGGCCGCCCCCAAAGGCCAAGACCGCUGGUCCCAGGAAGACAUGCUGACUUUGCUGGAAUGCAUGAAGAACAACCUUCCAUCCAAUGACAGCUCAAAGUUCAAAACCACUGAGUCACACAUGGACUGGGAAAAAGUAGCAUUUAAAGACUUUUCUGGAGACAUGUGCAAGCUAAAAUGGGUGGAGAUUUCUAACGAGGUGAGGAAGUUCCGUACGUUGACAGAAUUGAUCCUCGAUGCUCAGGAACAUGUUAAAAAUCCUUACAAAGGCAAAAAACUUAAGAAACACCCAGAUUUCCCAAAGAAGCCACUUACCCCUUAUUUCCGCUUCUUCAUGGAGAAGCGGGCCAAGUAUGCAAAACUCCACCCUGAGAUGAGCAACCUGGACCUGACCAAGAUUCUGUCCAAGAAAUACAAGGAGCUUCCAGAGAAGAAGAAGAUGAAAUAUAUUCAGGACUUCCAGAGGGAGAAACAGGAGUUCGAGCGAAAUCUGGCCCGAUUCAGGGAGGAUCACCCUGACCUAAUCCAGAAUGCCAAGAAGUCGGACAUCCCUGAGAAGCCCAAAACCCCCCAGCAGCUGUGGUAUACCCAUGAGAAGAAGGUGUAUCUCAAAGUACGGCCAGAUGCCACUACGAAGGAGGUGAAGGACUCCCUGGGGAAGCAGUGGUCUCAGCUCUCGGACAAAAAGAGGCUGAAAUGGAUUCAUAAGGCCCUGGAGCAGCGGAAGGAGUACGAGGAGAUUAUGCGUGACUAUAUCCAGAAGCACCCCGAGCUGAACAUCAGUGAGGAGGGCAUCACCAAGUCCACCCUCACCAAGGCUGAACGCCAGCUCAAGGACAAGUUUGAUGGGCGACCCACCAAGCCACCUCCGAACAGCUACUCGCUGUACUGUGCAGAGCUCAUGGCCAACAUGAAGGAUGUGCCCAGCACAGAGCGCAUGGUCCUGUGCAGCCAGCAGUGGAAGCUGCUCUCCCAAAAGGAAAAGGAUGCCUAUCACAAGAAGUGUGACCAGAAAAAGAAAGAUUACGAGGUGGAACUGCUCCGUUUUCUCGAGAGCCUGCCGGAGGAGGAGCAGCAGCGGGUCCUGGGGGAAGAAAAGAUGCUGAGCAUCAACAAGAAGCAAGCCACCAGCCCCGCCUCCAAGAAGCCCUCCCAGGAAGGGGGCAAGGGCGGCUCAGAGAAGCCUAAGCGGCCCGUGUCGGCCAUGUUCAUCUUUUCUGAGGAGAAGCGGCGGCAGCUGCAGGAGGAACGGCCCGAGCUCUCUGAGAGCGAGCUGACCCGCCUGCUGGCCCGCAUGUGGAACGACUUGUCCGAGAAGAAGAAGGCCAAGUACAAGGCCCGGGAGGCCGCGCUGAAGGCCCAGUCAGAGAGGAAGCCCGGCGGAGAGCGUGAGGAACGGGGCAAGCUGCCCGAGUCGCCCAAGAGAGCCGAGGAGAUCUGGCAACAGAGUGUCAUCGGCGACUACCUGGCCCGCUUCAAGAAUGACCGGGUGAAGGCCAUGAAAGCCAUGGAGAUGACCUGGAACAACAUGGAGAAGAAGGAGAAACUGAUGUGGAUUAAGAAGGCAGCCGAAGACCAAAAGCGAUAUGAGAGAGAGCUGAGUGAGAUGCGGGCCCCUCCGGCUGCCGCAAACUCUUCGAAGAAGAUGAAGUUUCAGGGAGAACCCAAGAAGCCUCCCAUGAACGGUUACCAGAAUUUCUCUCAGGAGCUGCUGUCUAAUGGGGAACUUAACCACUUGCCGCUGAAGGAGCGCAUGGUGGAGAUUGGCAGCCGCUGGCAGCGCAUCUCCCAGAGCCAGAAGGAGCACUACAAAAAGCUGGCCGAAGAACAGCAGAAGCAGUACAAGGUGCACCUGGACCUGUGGGUCAAGAGUCUGUCUCCCCAGGACCGUGCAGCAUACAAAGAGUACAUCUCCAACAAACGUAAGAGCAUGACCAAGCUGCGAGGCCCGAACCCCAAGUCCAGCCGGACUACCCUGCAGUCCAAGUCGGAGUCUGAAGAGGACGAUGAAGAGGACGACGACGACGACGACGAGGAUGAAGAAGAGGAGGACGAUGAGAAUGGGGACUCCUCCGAGGACGGCGGGGACUCCUCCGAGUCCAGCAGCGAGGAUGAGAGCGAGGACGGGGACGAGGUGGGCAGAUGGGACACGGGAGGGCGGCUGGGUCCUGCAAGGAGGGCCACCCGUGACUGCACGUUCUUCUCCCUGUCCCCGCCCAGAAUGAAGAGGAUGACGAGGACGACGAUGAGGAUGAGGAUGAGGACGAGGACGAGGACAAUGAGUCUGAGGGCAGCAGCUCCAGCUCCUCCUCUUCAGGGGAUUCCUCAGACUCUGACUCCAACUGAGGCUCAGCCCCACCCCAGGGCAGCCAGGGAGAGCCCAGGAGCUCCCCUCCCCAACUGACCACCUUCGUUUCUCCCCCAUGUUCUGUUCCUUGCUCCCUGGCCUCCCCCACUUUCUUUCUUUCUUUCUUUCUUUUUUUUUAAACAAAAUACAGUGGGGUAGGGGGCUGGAGGAGCCCAGGCCAGGACUCUGCAGCCUCAGAGACAUCAGCCCUGGGGGGUCCUCCAGGGAGAGCAACCAUCAGACUGAGCCAGCACUGGACCAGCCUGGCCCACCCUACCCCUCUUCUGCACUCGCAGUUCCGGCCUGGACAAUGGACCGGGGAGUGGGGUGGGGGGCCCCGAAGAGUUCAGUGAGGCCCUCCACACCUGCACACCCCAAGGUGGGGUGGAAGCUUGGAGAGGACCUCUUUCUUCCCAGAGGGGCUUGCCGCCUGGACGCCUGCAUUGGAACUGGAGGCAGGGAAUGUGGGGAGAGGAGGGCGGGUGCCUUUGACACAUAGGCACUGCCCCAAUGGUCCUCUCCCCUGCCCCCUGCAGGAAGGAGCUGCCUGGACCCACUCAUGGGGGGGGGGGGGGAAGGGUUUUUUUUAUAUGUGUAUAUAUUUUUUUUUUAAGCUCUGAGCUGUCAACGAGACGUUUCCUACCGAU
Galeopterus variegatus (Sunda flying lemur) is the source of this 3192-nucleotide messenger RNA. It is a transcript of the gene UBTF, whose product is annotated as upstream binding transcription factor, RNA polymerase I. The transcript has 20 exons. NCBI's taxonomy places the organism in Eukaryota, Metazoa, Chordata, Mammalia, Dermoptera, Cynocephalidae. The record is from RefSeq and is a predicted model, not a curated record. The coding region runs from base 164 to 2602 and encodes 812 amino acids.